Messenger RNA from Pyrus x bretschneideri (Chinese white pear), 934 nucleotides. RefSeq names its product actin-related protein 2/3 complex subunit 3. The record is from RefSeq and is a predicted model, not a curated record. Gene Ontology annotation, cellular component: Arp2/3 protein complex; cytoskeleton. The transcript is spliced from 5 exons. The coding region runs from base 216 to 746 and encodes 176 amino acids. Gene Ontology annotation, molecular function: actin filament binding. Gene Ontology annotation, biological process: regulation of actin filament polymerization; Arp2/3 complex-mediated actin nucleation. Lineage: Eukaryota; Viridiplantae; Streptophyta; Magnoliopsida; Rosales; Rosaceae.
GCGUACUCUCGAAAGCGAAGUAUCACCUUACAGGAUCCAACUCCCUUCUUCCUUCCUCCCACCAAAUGCGAAUUCUCCGAGAACUCUCCCUCCUCCUCUAAUCUCUGAAAGCUUCACCAUUUCCAAACCCCCAUUGGAGAUAUUAUUCGAUCAGGGACCCAAUUGGUUGUUUGGAAUCAAAGCCGUGGUGAUACGUCGUCGUUUGGCUCGGAAAGAUGGUUUAUCACUCUAGUUUCGUCAACGAUGAAGGUAUCACUAAAGCUUGUGGGUGCCCUCUGUUGCCGUUGAAAAGCCACAUAAAGGGACCUGCCCCGGUUUCAGAGCAAGAUAGAACGGAUAUUGUUGAUGAAGCUAUUUCAUUCUUUCGCGCUAAUGUUUUCUUUAGGAACUUUGAUGUUAAGAGCUCGGCCGAUAAGCUCCUCAUUUAUUUGACAUUUUAUAUCAAUGUGGCUUUGAAGCGGCUUGAGGGUUGCAGAACUUUGGCUGAAGGAACCAAGGCCAUUAUUAAUUUGGGACUAGAAAAAGUUCCUGUUCCUGGAGAGCCGAGUUUCCCUUUCCCAGGACUUUUCCCUCUUCCUCAGUCCCAGCAGGAAGCAGAAUUGCUGAGGAAUUAUUUGAAGCAGAUAAGGGAGGAAGCAAGCGGUAGAUUAUUGAGCGUUGCUUAUAGACCGAACGGGACUCCCAAUAAGUGGUGGUUGGCGUUUGCUAAAAGGAAAUUUAUGAACAUCAUUGUUCCAUCAGCCUGAAUCGAAUAGCUGCUGUUGUGGAUUCUAAACGGUCAGUAGUCUAGUGAUGUUGAGCCACCAGAUUACCUUGCAAAUCAGAGAUACCUCUUUCCGCAACCUACGGUUUAUUCUUUCUCUUUCGUUUCCUACAGAGUCCUGUAUUUGAAUUAAAAAACCGACUAUUCCAUCUACGAUGAGUUAUCUGACUA